This is a messenger RNA of Funneliformis geosporum, 128 nucleotides long. NCBI's taxonomy places the organism in Eukaryota, Fungi, Glomeromycota, Glomeromycetes, Glomerales, Glomeraceae. The record is from the annotation of a GenBank genome assembly.
CUUUGACUGCUUCUAUUGUAACUCCAUUUGAAUGGACCGUUAACGCUGCAAGAGAAUUAAUUUGUUUAAGACACGAUAAUCAUGAUAAUUUUGAGUUCAUUCCAAACAAUUGUCAUGAAAAGAUAUAG